This is a messenger RNA of Populus euphratica (Euphrates poplar), 1135 nucleotides long. RefSeq names its product transcription repressor MYB6. The record is from RefSeq and is a predicted model, not a curated record. NCBI's taxonomy places the organism in Eukaryota, Viridiplantae, Streptophyta, Magnoliopsida, Malpighiales, Salicaceae. The coding region runs from base 12 to 908 and encodes 298 amino acids. The transcript is spliced from 3 exons.
UGGUACUAUUCAUGGGUCGCUCACCUUGUUGCGAAAAAGCACACACCAACAAAGGUGCCUGGACUAAGGAGGAAGACGAGCGCCUAAUAGACUACAUCAGGCUCCAUGGUGAAGGUUGUUGGCGCUCUCUCCCAAAAGCUGCUGGAUUGCUUAGAUGCGGGAAGAGCUGUAGAUUGAGGUGGAUAAACUAUUUGAGGCCUGAUCUUAAAAGGGGGAAUUUCACUGAAGAAGAAGAUGAGAUUAUUAUUAAGCUCCAUGGUUUGCUAGGAAACAAAUGGUCCUUAAUCGCUGGGAAAUUACCAGGACGAACGGAUAAUGAGAUAAAGAACUACUGGAACACGCAUAUCAAAAGAAAGCUAAUUAGCCGUGGCAUUGACCCACAAACACACAGACCUCUCAAUGAGAAAACCACCACCACAACCAUCGCUACUUCAACCACCAAAACCACCCAGUUAAACUUUAAAAACACCCCACCUCAAUCACUAGCUGAAAUCAGUAUCUUAAAAAGCCAACUUGAUUCAAAACACAACUCCACCAAAAGCAAUGACUUUCUUAGCAGUCUGUACUCAAGUUUCAAACCCAAGAAAAUAGAGGCCGCUUCUCUUGAAGAAAACAACUGCACAAGCUGUAGCACGACAACUGAUGAAGAACAACAACAAAAGAUGGAGAGUCAUCAUGAUCAAGAUAUCAACUUGGACUUAACUAUUGGGCUGGCUCCAACAACCAAAGGAGAGUCAACUCAUACUUCUUCCAACUCGGCAGAGUCCAGACUACAACAACCAGUUUCUUCUUGCCAAUUAUUUGGUAGUGUGUCAACUCGGCCGGUUUGUUUGUGCUGGCAAUCUGGGGGUGCAACAUGGGAAUCGUGCAGGGAUUGCCAGAAUCAUAGAUAUUAUUGUUGGAAGUAAAUUAAAGUUAAUGGUAGAUUUAAUUUUUCUUUCCUUUUCUGGUGAGAUGUGUGAAGUAAAUGGUUUUGUUUAGGUACUCACCAUUUUCAACUUCUUCACCUGACCCUGUAAUCAUAAAGGCAAUUAAAGAAGAUGAUGUUAAGCUCCCUACCUAUCGUGGCAUGUAAAGAAAGAAACAAAACAAUUGUAUUCUGCAAAUGGCGCAAAGCUUUUUUUGGAUUCUAUAA